AGUACGUUUUGUCUUUUAUUUAAAAGCUUAGCUGAACGCCCUGAGACUGUCCCUAUGAUGGAAAACUUUCAACAGUUGGAAAUCUUGGAAACAGGUUUCCAGAUAGUUCAUGCCACAUACUCUCCGUGUGCAAAGGCCUCCAGAUAGCCUAUGCCACAUACUCUCCAAUGGUCACAAUCUUAGCAAAAGCUUCAAGAGGUUUCAAAUGAAAUCAUAUCAGGAAGCAAGAUCUUCUGGUUUAUUUGUUCAUGCCAGUAUUCAUGAAAUAUUAUCUUUAUAUCACACAAUAUUGUUGCGAAAAGACCAGCAUAACCAAGCGAUGUCAAACUUAACUGGACUCGAAAAUAUUCAAGAAUUUCAUACGGAACUCUUAAAUAAAUAUGUUAACCAAGAUAUAAUGAUAUAAAAGAAUCUAUUCAUUGAACUAAUCAACAUCUUCAAA
Molecule: messenger RNA, 442 nt
Organism: Mycotypha africana
Lineage: Eukaryota; Fungi; Mucoromycota; Mucoromycetes; Mucorales; Mycotyphaceae
Exons: 3
Coding region: 110-406 (98 amino acids)
Source: RefSeq, a predicted model, not a curated record